Medioppia subpectinata is the source of this 2730-nucleotide messenger RNA. The record is from the annotation of a GenBank genome assembly. Lineage: Eukaryota; Metazoa; Arthropoda; Arachnida; Sarcoptiformes; Oppiidae.
CCCGAGUGUUGUCCAUCANNNNUGAUGGACAACACUCGGGAGCCGAUAGUCAUCGAUGGUAUAGAAGUGCACUUCCCGUACAAACCAUACGGUUUACAACUGGAUUACAUGCGGUCUAUGAUUAGGUGCUGUCAACAGAAACAGAAUGGACUGUUGGAGUCGCCGACGGGUACGGGAAAGACGUUAUGCAUACUGUGCUCGUCGUUGGCGUGGAUUCGCUACCAACGACUUCUUAAGCCCACUCCUCGGGACCCGUUUGACGACAUAUUAAGUCAAUUCUUAGACGAGUUGUGGAAUCCAGUGGUGGAAACGGCGACCACUUCGGCGGCCAUUCAACUCUUAGACGAGAUGUGGAAUCCAGUGAUGGAAACGGCGACCACUUCGGCGGCCAUUAGUAUCGAUCAAAAGCCAGUCGUGUCCGACACUGAUAUCGUUAAUAUCAAAGAAGAGUGUUUUGACGUUCAGGUGUUUGACCAUAAUUUCGACAACUCUUUCGAUGAGCAUCUGGUGGUGAAGACAAUAGACGAGACGAAUGAGUCGCUUAUGACCAGUGAUGACGAUUCAAUGAUGACCAACGAUGACAGUAAACCAGAGGUUAUUAUCAUUGAUAGUCCGCCAAAAGUGGUUCCAGAAGUGAUAACCAUUGAAGACAGUCCACCAAUAGAGGCUCCAGAAGUUGAGGACGAGGUCCGCAGCGAUGAUAGCGGCGACAGAUUCGGCAAACGGGAGCCACAGAUUGUGUACACGAGUCGAACGCAUUCCCAGUUAUCGCAAAGUUGUCGCCAAUUGAAACAAACGGAGUACCGGACGGAACCGGCGGUUGUGUUGGCGUCGCGGGAACAGCUGUGUCUGUGUCCGCAGGUGCAGAGCCAGUCGGGGCCGUCGAUGCAGAGCCAGAUGUGCUCCAAACUGACAAAACACGACGAAUGCCAAUACUAUCCUAACGUUCAGGAAAAAGUGGACAAAAAUAUCGAGAAAUACUAUAAGUCGCGGAACGGCUGCAAAGUGAUGGACAUCGAAGAUCUGGUGGACUUCGGUCGGCAACACGAGUGCUGUCCGUAUUACUCGGCCCGCAAACUGGCCGACAAGGCGUCGGUGCUGUUCAUGCCGUAUAACUAUGUGAUUGAGCCGCGGAUACGACACUCAAUGAAAAUGACCAAAUCGUUGAGAGUGAAGAACUCUGUGAUUAUCUUCGAUGAGGGACACAAUAUCGAGGACAGGUUCGAGGAGGCGAUGUCCACAUCCAUGAACGGCCAAACGCUGGACACUUGUAUCAAACAAUUGCAUUCAAUUAGCGAAUGGAUGCAACGGACGCCCGAAGAGAAAGUGAACGAUAGGUUCAAAUGUGACGCCCAAUACAAUAUCAAUCGGGUGCUCGAGUUGUCCUCAAAGCUCUGCGAACUCCAGAAGCUUAUAUUUGCCCGUUUUGUGGCCAAAUUCGUUGACAAACCAUUAACUAAAGAGUUGUUUAAACUGUUGGACGAAUCGGGCUUUGAAUACGAGGCCAUCGGAUCGUGUAUUGGAUUCAUUGGCUUUAUGUACGAAUUGUGUUGCUUUCACGGCAUCGGUACCACCAGUCAACACAUGUCUAUCCGUUCGGUGAAAGACUUUUUUACGAAAAUAUACCCGAAAUGGUUAACACCGGAAAAAUUUAACCAUAUGUUUAUCAUGUCAUUCAGGUGUAUGAGUCCAAGUGUUGGCGCCAAAGAACUGAUGGCCGAAGGCGUCCACAGUAUGAUAAUCACGAGCGGAACUCUGGCACCGAUUCACUCGUUUGAGUUGGAAAUGGAUAUGAAGUUUGAGGAAAUACUACAAAACAAUCACAUCAUUGGCGACAAUCAGCUGUCGAUCGUAACCAUCGGUGAAUCCAAAGACAACGUAAUGUUGUCCUCGAAUUACAAGAACCGCGACAAAGAGGAGUACGUGCGGGCAUUGGGUCAGACACUGGUCGACGUAUUCAAAGCGACCCCCAAAGGGAUUCUGGUGUUCUUCUCGUCCUAUCAGGUGCUCAAUAAAUGCGCUAAACUCUGGACUCAACUCCGGGUGUGGGAAGAGCUCAAUGCAGUGAAACGCGUGUUUCUUGAGCCCCAAAAUAAGCUGGAAUUUAAUAAAGCCUUUGAGAGAUAUAAGCAAACAGUGGACAACGGCUUCUCCAACGGCGCCGCCUUUUUAGGUGUAUUCCGCGGCAAACUGUCCGAAGGUAUCGAUUUGCCGGACGACUACUGCCGUGCGGUUGUCAUGACUGGCCUCCCAUAUCCGGCGGUAUUUGAUCCGCGCGUUAUGCUUAAGAAAAAGUAUUUAACCGAAGCCCAGAUCGGACUCACGCCUCACGAGUGGUAUGCGUUGCAAAUGAAACGGGCGUUGAAUCAGGCGAUCGGUCGAGUGGUCCGACAUAAGGACGACUACGGAGUGAUUAGAAAAACCCAGAUCGGACUCACGCCUCACGAGUGGUAUGCGUUGCAAAUGAAACGGGCGUUGAAUCAGGCGAUCGGUCGAGUGGUCCGACAUAAGGACGACUACGGAGUGAUUAUUCUACUCGACUCCCGGUUCGCCUCACUAUCGGACGGUCUCUCCAAAUGGAUCGAAAGGUUUAUUAAAAAGCAUUCGAAAGGCUUGUAUUUGAACCAAACGUAUGCAAAAAUAAGACUAUUUUUCCAUCGUUUCAAUACAAGUAAUAAAAAUAUGAAUGAAAAUAAGAAUAUUAUUGAUAAUAAAAAGAUUGUGUUGUAU